Mangifera indica (mango) is the source of this 1484-nucleotide messenger RNA. Its product is annotated as fructose-bisphosphate aldolase 1, chloroplastic. Gene Ontology annotation, biological process: glycolytic process; fructose 1,6-bisphosphate metabolic process. The record is from RefSeq and is a predicted model, not a curated record. Gene Ontology annotation, molecular function: fructose-bisphosphate aldolase activity. NCBI's taxonomy places the organism in Eukaryota, Viridiplantae, Streptophyta, Magnoliopsida, Sapindales, Anacardiaceae. Gene Ontology annotation, cellular component: cytosol. The transcript has 6 exons. The coding region runs from base 106 to 1302 and encodes 398 amino acids.
GAGGAGUUUUGUGUAUGUGGUAAAGAGGCUCAAUAAGAUACUGGAGAUAAGAUUGUAAAGGAGCUGGGACUGUUAUCUACCAGAACUUCAACAACAACAACAACAAUGGCCUCAGCCUCAGCUUCUCUACCCAAGUCAUCUCCCGUUCUUGACAAGUCUGAGUGGAUUAAGGGCCAGACCAUCCGUCAGCCAUCUGUCUCUGUGGUUAGAUGCCACCCCAAUGCCCCUUCUUCUCUCACCAUUCGUGCCAGUUCCUAUGCUGAUGAGCUUGUCAAAACUGCAAAAACUGUUGCAUCUCCAGGGCGUGGAAUUUUGGCCAUGGAUGAGUCAAAUGCAACCUGUGGAAAACGUCUUGCCUCAAUUGGGCUAGAGAACACUGAGGCCAACCGCCAGGCAUACCGUACUCUUCUUGUUUCAGCCCCAGGCCUCGGCCAGUACAUCUCCGGUGCCAUCCUCUUUGAGGAGACCCUCUACCAAUCCACCACUGAUGGCAAAAAGAUGGUUGAUGUUCUGGUUGAGCAAAACAUUGUCCCUGGCAUCAAAGUCGACAAGGGUUUGGUUCCCCUUGCUGGUUCCAAUGAUGAGUCUUGGUGCCAAGGUCUUGAUGGCCUUGCUUCUCGCUCAGCAGCUUACUAUCAACAGGGAGCUCGUUUUGCCAAAUGGCGUACUGUUGUGAGCAUUCCCAAUGGCCCAUCUGCUUUGGCUGUGAAGGAAGCAGCCUGGGGUCUCGCCCGUUAUGCUGCCAUUUCUCAAGAUAAUGGAUUGGUCCCAAUUGUGGAGCCAGAAAUCUUGUUGGAUGGUGAGCAUGGCAUUGACAGGACUUUUGAAGUAGCCCAGAAGGUUUGGGCAGAGGUUUUCUACUACCUGGCUGAGAACAAUGUGAUGUUUGAAGGAAUCCUUCUCAAGCCUAGCAUGGUGACCCCUGGUGCUGAAUGCAAGGACAAGGCCACACCUCAACAGGUUGCAGACUACACUCUCAAGCUCCUCAAGAGGAGAAUCCCACCGGCCGUUCCAGGCAUCAUGUUCUUGUCUGGUGGGCAAUCUGAAGUUGAAGCAACGUUGAACUUGAACGCCAUGAAUCAAGCUCCAAACCCGUGGCACGUGUCAUUUUCGUACGCAAGAGCUCUACAAAACACCUGCCUGAAGACAUGGGGAGGCAGGGCAGAGAAUGUGAAGGCAGCUCAGGAGACACUCCUUGUGCGUGCCAAGGCCAACUCACUUGCUCAGCUUGGCAAGUACACAGGUGAAGGAGAGUCGGAAGAGGCAAAGAAAGGAAUGUUUGUGAAGGGCUAUGUCUACUAAAUUGUUUGAAGCAAAGCUGACGAAGGUAGGAGUCCGGUGAUGAAGAUGAAGAAGGAAACUGAAUGAUGAUAAGUUCUCUUAGCUCAAAUGUGUUAAUGCAUGGAUGGAGACUAUUUUUGUUUCAUGAUGAUAUUACAAUGUACUUUUACCUCUUAAUAAUAAACUUAUUCUUAAUGAGGUUA